This is a messenger RNA of Aspergillus sclerotioniger CBS 115572, 949 nucleotides long. RefSeq lists its product as uncharacterized. Lineage: Eukaryota; Fungi; Ascomycota; Eurotiomycetes; Eurotiales; Aspergillaceae. The coding region runs from base 105 to 713 and encodes 202 amino acids. The transcript has 2 exons. The record is from RefSeq and is a predicted model, not a curated record.
CAACCGCUGUAUAGAAGAAGCAGAAAGCCAAACUUGCUCCUGCCAGGAGGAGUCUCCAAGCAGUCCAUCAUGAUCACUUCGGCGCUCCCUCGAAGAAUGUAUUGAUGAGAUAUUUCCUUUCAGAGAAAUGGUCGACAAAAUCUGAGUCUCUCCACCAGAACAAGGCAAGGGUGCAUCGUUCUAUGCAAUGCACCCUUUGCCUCCCUCGUUCUGAUGACCAUGAAACCAAGCAACAGCCUGCACUUUACUCACUCCCACUCACUGACGAGGGCAGGAUUUGUAUUGGCCACGCUAGUUUCUUCACGAACUUCAGAAUAGUAACAUGUGCUAUUUCUGGGCGGAUGAAUGGCAGCCAUUGCAUGUCUCCUCUUAUGCACAGAAACCUUACAAAUUCAAACCAUAUUCUCCAGGUCCAAGAGCCCGACUUGACACUGACUCUCAAGAAAAAGAAGCCAAUGAAGGCCUCCAGGGCGCGAAAAAAGAAAAACCCAGCGGAGAUAUACUUUGAUGGAGACAAAGAUACUGGAUACAGAACCCGUCCAACCCUGAAGUUCCAGGGAACCACGAUUAAUAUCUUUAUAUUCGCACACGGGCAUGACAGCACCAGCAAAAAUAGCUACCUAGCUAUCCAGUUCUUAAAGGACGUGCGCGGAAGAGAAGGCGCCCUGAUCCGUGUUCCAGAUCCCCCGUCAAUGAAAACACACAACAACUGAUAAACUAAAGUCAUCAUAUAUAUCGCAUGCCGUCGUCGCAGAAUCAGCAAAUAUUGAUGUCUUGCUUCUACAACCUUAGAGAAAGGCAUUCGGACCAUCACGUCAAAUUCUCCAUCGGAAACACGACUCGACAAAUACCCUCAAUAAGUCGACUCAAUAUAACAAUGGAGCUUGGGUUUGUCUCUUGCUGUUUGAUUUAGUGCUGGUAGGGACUUUUCUCAGCGAUGCAGGAAUAA